UUGUUGGUUUUUUUUUUAGCUGUGCUGAAAGAAUUUUUAGACAAACCAGGGAACCUUCACGAAGAUCAUUUAAGGGCUCUUGAGAAAGGUGAAGUAAUUUUUUCAUACUUACGAUAUUUUUAAUUAUUAUCUUAUUUUCUUCUUUUCCCGGUCCCAAAUUUUUGACAUAAAAUAAGUAACUUUGAACGUAUAACUCUCCUACUUAUUUUCUGCCAAUUUAGGGAAUACAUUCUGGAUAUCGCAUUUAUUUUGGGUUUGUAAAAUGGCACAAUAGACUGGAAAUACAGGAUUUGAGAUAUAUUGGAGAAGCUCUAGCUUUAUUCCUUAUACAUGUAUGAAAUUGUUGAGGGAGGAAACUCAAAGGGUGGGAACUUUUUUAAGAAUUUUACAGUUUCCCACAUUUCUCUCACUAAAACGCUGACAGCUGCAGUCCAGAUGCACCUUUGACGAUAUAUGACAGUGAACAUGUAAUUUGAUGAUUUGAGGAAGAUGAUUACAUUGCUGAGACUCAGUUUGGCAAAACAUUUGGUCUGAUCAUUUCCAAGGUUAAGGCCAUUUGAAAGUUCAACUUUGUUUGAAGUAUCACCUGAUUUCAAAAGAAACACCAAUUUCUUAUGUGUUUGGCUAGGUACCAAAAUGGCUUUUGCAUUCUCUCUACACAGGAUCCAUCGCUUAUGUAAAGGUUGUAGCUAUGACGGGCAACGUGUACGGAGGAGGUCAAAAGCGUCCCUGGGGUAAUAAUCCAGAACUGGUGAUCGUCCUGAAAAAUCGCAUGAAGUAUCGAGCAGAAUUGAAAUAUUACAAGUAUCGAGGUAUGCAAUACAAAAUAGAAUUGAAUGUCGACCGUGAUUUUACACCGCCACUCAUCUGCACUCAAAAAGACAUCAAGAAAGUUUAUCUCAAGGCUCGAGGUCCUGAUGGAUGGUACGUAGCAUCGAUUGACACCUACAGCGCGGGAGCGAAUAAAAUAUACACUAAACUGACCACAGAUCCAGGCUUCAGUAUGUGGGUAGACACCAAUGAAGAAUCUCUUUACCCAUACAAUGCCAAAAAGCACCUCCUUACCAAUGCUGUCGCAGGAUCCUGUAUCACAUAUAUACGUGUACAUGCAAUGACGGGAGACAAGAGGGGAGCUAGUUUCUCUAAAAAGUACGGAAAGAAUCACUUGAUAGUUCUCUUUCUAUCAAAUAAUGAAAAAUGUCAGGCAGAACUUGAAGGACCUAUGAAACAAGGCCAAUCUUAUGUGCAAGAGUUACACUUUCGAAGCCGGUUUAAAACUACACAGUGCGUGUCUCUAUCUGACAUUAAGGAAAUUCACCUACAAACUCAAUAUGGAGGAAAUGACGGUUGGUACAUAGCAUCCAUUCGGACUUCUGCUAAGACUGGUGAUAAGCAGUACGAGAAUCUGACAAGUGAUCCACACCUCAACAAGUGGCUUGAUGCUAAUGAAGAGUACAAAUAUCCUUACAAUGCGAAAGACAUCAAACUAACAUGGGUAGUUCAAGAAACCCUUAAUUGUGAAUAUGGCAAUCCAACAUGUGAAUGCAGUGCAAAUGCAGAGGUUUGCAGAUUUAACCUCGAAAUUGAUGAAAUUCGAACCUUCACCAGCUAUCAAAAGUUAUCGGUGGAUGAACCUACAGGAAUUGCUAUGCGAGGAUCCCAGGGAGUGAUCUAUUAUUUCGGUGAUGAUGGGACACCUAUGCCUCUGCAAACUAAUAGACAAUGUUCAACACAGGACAGCACCAAAUGCACUAAUCCCCAGUUUGUAGAUGGUAAAACGUAUCGUUUGGCGAUAGCCGUCAAUGGACAGAUUCCUGGACCUACCUUGAUAGUUCACGAAGGGCAAACUGUUGAAGUGCAUGUUCACAACAAUCUUACCACUGAGGGUAUUUCAAUUCACUGGCAUGGGAUGCACCAGAGAGGAACACCUUGGAUGGAUGGUGUAGGACAAGUGACCCAAUGUCAGAUAGGGCCUUCAUCAAGCUUUUCAUACGUGUACACUGCUCAUCCUUCUGGGACGUUUUGGUACCAUUCUCACAGUGGUGCUCAGAGGACAGAUGGCUUCUUUGGUGCACUUAUAGUUAAAGAGACACCCGAAAGAAUGGACGCAAUCAAAGCCGAACUCCAAGAGCAUUGUGCAUUUGAAGACCUUCCAGAAAAGCACACCUUAACGCUUCUAGACUGGCAACAUGAGUCAUCCUUGGACCUCUUCACACAGAUCCACGCUAGCUUGGGCUUUUAUCCAGACAAAUCGCUUGGCGACGUGCCCACUCCAGAUGAUCAACGGUACGAAUCCACACGUAGUUUUGAAGAAGGAGAGGUUGGGCCUGUCCCGUAUUUUUCGGGAAUUAUAAAUGGGAAAGGCAGGCACGUUGAUGUUCCAUACGUCAAGACAAGACUGAGUAUAUUUACUGUCGAGGCUGAAAAGACAUAUCGCUUUCGGCUAAUUGGAGCCCAAGGGCUGUAUGCUUACCGCUUCUCCAUUGAUGGCCAUAAAAUGACUGUGGUGGGCACUGACGGCUAUUGGAUUCAGCCUGUAGAAGACGUUGAUUACAUUAUCAUCCAUUCCGGAGAGAGGUAUGACUUUCUUCUUAGUACAAGAGAUACAUUUGGGGUGAAAGACUACUGGAUGCGUGCCGAGACUCUGGAGAUUGAUAGAAGUGGGGCUGGGCCACCCUUCCGGUCACUAGGACACGUGGCAGAGGCUAUUUUACACUACAAACAGAAUGGGGACUCAGAUGAUCCGGAUGAUAAUGUACCAUCAAAAAAAUACCAAGAAAUCAAAGAAAAGUCUCCCCCUAUACAGUGCACCAACAAUGACCCAUGCAAAGCAGUCAACUGCCCAUUUGAGAACUUUCAUCCAUUAUAUUACAUUACCUGUACUAAUGUUCAAAGCCUUCGUUUACUUGAGCUAACUCCAGCUGAUGAGCUUCCAAAUGCAAACCCUAAAGCCCCAAGGGAUUGCAAAGGUUGCAGACAUUUCAUCAACUUCAAUUUUGAGGGUGACUCUCAAACUAGUGCAGUGAAUGGGCGCAAUUUCAUUCUCCCCUCCUUUCCUCCCCAAACCCAAAAUGAAGAGUUUCUAAAAAGGGACACAAAGUGUGACCUUAAUGCUGACUGCAAUCCCUCGACACCCGAGUGCUCAUGUGUCCAUGUCAUAGACAUUCCACAUCAGGAAACUAUUCAGAUGGUGUUUUCGGCAAUUGGUGCUUACCACAAUGCUCAUCCCAUUCAUCUCCACGGCCAUACUUUUCAUGUUGUUCAUGUUGGAUAUCCAGAAUAUAACAAAACAAAUGGUUUCAUUACAAACCACAACAGCGAUAUAUACUGCGAUGACAUCGACUGUAAAGAGGCUGAAAAGCCUAAAGAGGGCUGCAACGACAAGAGAUGUACCAGACCAAGAUGGAAAACAGAACCAAUGCGUUUUUCUAUCGAUAGCCGUACGAUCAGGAAGGACACAGUUAUGCUCCCUGCUGGAGGGUACGUUGUCAUCAAUUUCUUAUCUGAUAAUCCUGGCUACUGGUUUCUUCACUGCCACAUAGAGGUGCAUCAGCUCGAGGGAAUGGCAUUAAUUGUCAAUGAGACUUCUCCCGAGCCGCUCCAACUACCCAAAGAGAUAGGCAAGUGUGGAGACUUUGAGAUAAGUGUCAAUAAGUUUCGCUCGUACAGUUCCAAGGUGAUCAAUUAA
This is a messenger RNA of Porites evermanni, 3688 nucleotides long. The record is from the annotation of a GenBank genome assembly. Lineage: Eukaryota; Metazoa; Cnidaria; Anthozoa; Scleractinia; Poritidae.